AGUCGAAUCACCAAGUACACACUUUUGUAUUCAUUCGCAGGCCGGAACUAUUCAACAUGGGCGCCGGUUGCUCUCACGGUGACCUGACAGUUCAGGGCUUCGGUGACGUUCCCAGCUUUAAAAUUGUCCUUGUCGGUGACCCGGAGGUUGGCAAGAGCAGUGUGUUUAUGCGCUACUUCAAGAAUCAGUUCGAUUACAGUUACAGAACAACAACUUCAGUCAGUAUAGAGAAUGUUGUGAAGAAAUUGAAUGUGCCAGAGCACAUUGUUGUAUCAGUGACCAUCUGGGACUUACCAGGCAGUGAGGAGGUGGACCUCCGGAAGAGCUACUACCAAGAUGUGGAUGCUGCGAUAGUCGUUGUCAAUGUUGCUGACAAGGAGAGCAUAGAGCUGGCUGGGACAUGGAGACAAGACAUCCACAAUCACGCGGUCGUCUCGACGAAAAGGGUGGAGAAGAAUGGCAAGGUGUCAAAGGUCAUUACGGAGUACGAGAAAGCUGACCCUGCACAGUUGCCGGUGUUGUUACUGGGAAAUAAGUAUGAUAUUAUUGAAGAACGAGAGGCCUUGAAGGAAGCAUCUGAAGAAGUUGAAGAAAAUCAAGAAAAGCCAGAAAAGGCAGAAACCGACACAAAACAAACACAAUUCAUCCUCAGCGACCAAAAAGAGCCUUCGAAAAAGACACCCCAGAGAGAAAGCUCUGGGGAAGAAAAGAAAGAUGCAGAGAAGGAGUACACCAGCGGAGCUGAGUCUCCCGUGAUGCAGGGCAAGAAGGAGAGUGGGGAAGCAGGGGAGGGACAGGAUGUGACUGUCUGGAAGUAUGAGGAUGAGCAUGAGCCGGAAGUUGAGCUCCCGGAGGAAGUUGAGCUGCUUGAAGCAGCAGCGGAGCAGCAUGGCUUUGUAGGGAGUGUUGCAGUCUCGGCCAAGAACUCAGACGGGGGCGUCCACACGGCCAUCCAGGCCCUGAUCCGCCAUCUCCUAGAGCGCAAACUCAAAGACAAAGCCCUGCAAAAGAUGGAGGCCAUCGAGGUCAAACGGCACAAGAAGAAAAGGUCAAAGGUCAAGAAGACUAACCCUGAUGACUUCCAGCCUCUGGAUAAGACAGAAGUUGCGGAGAUGGACAAGUUGUUCAUGCAAAGCAACUGGAGCCUGAGCAGGGUGCACGAGACGACCCUGGCGUAUCGCCAAGCAGUGAAGCAGUUUAAGAAGGACUGUCUUCAGGCAGAGAUUGUGGAAGGACCCAAGUGUUCCAUAGAGGAUUGUAUCAGUGGAUUGAAAGCGGCGAUGGCGGAGCAGAGUCUGGAAUUACUGACUGAAGACAAGGCUGGUUUUCUGGAGUUCGUAGUGAAGGGAGAGAUCAUCUUCGAAGAGGAAAAAUCAGAAGACAUCAAGAUGAUUAUGGACACCUUCCAAUCCGAGUUGGUGGUAGCAUGCCAGGCUGUCCUGAAGGGCAACCCGACGGCCGAUGCCGACCUGAUCCGAAUGGAUGCCAAGAUUAGCGACAGGUGCUCCCACCUGUGGGAGCUAGCAGAGAAAGCGGGGCCCCUGACGCCUCAAGAGAAGAAGAGAAUACAAGACAGGGUGGACUACAAUCGGGCACGGAUCAGGCAGGCCCAUAUGCAGGCGAAUCAAAGCCUGCAAGAUGUGGACGGUUUAUACAAGAAAAUCAAAGCUGCUAUGAUGUGGUGAGAGUUCAAAGAGUGACGGCUGCUUGUGCAGGGAACUCAAAGAAUGUGAGACUGUGAUGGGCUUCACAAGAAAUCAAAGUUGCUAUUGACUCUGUGCGCCAACAAGAGAGGGCGCUUUUUAACCACUUUCUAGAACCCAUGGACAGGACGCACGUGAUGUAUCCACUAGAACGCGUACCUAUAGCACGGAGUACGCCCCACUUAUGUUAUUCUGAAUGUACACAAGCUUUUAGCGUCUUUGCGUGAGCAUCAGGCAUCGCCAGCAAUGCAUUCUCUCCCAGUGGUCUUCCCCAACUCUCCCUUUCUUACCGUUGAGGGGGUGCUUGUUUACGGAGCCCAUGCUGUGCCACUGUUGCAGUCAAGUCCAUCACAAGUCAUUUAGUCCAAAAAAUCAAGUCACAAUCUAUUCAAAUGAACUGUAACAAAGGCAUUCCAUUGUUAUUGUUCAUCCCCUGUGAGCGGACUUGUGAUGGGCUCAACUGCAAAUUGUGCUGUGGUGAGAGAAAUUUGAAGAAUGACUUUGUCAAAUGUGCGGAAAGUACUGGAAUACUGGAGCCUUUUUUUAUAAAACGUGAAUCUUGAAUAAAAUAACUUGGGACGGUUUCUACAUCUCCCAAUCCAUUUCCCAGGUUUUUUGGAACCACACACACCAUGGGUUAGAGAUCUUAACUUUCUUAAGAACAAUCAACUCUUGAAUAAUUUUGCAAUUCAUGUAGGUGGUUAACAAUGCAGACCAUUAACGUCAACGGAAGACUCAUACAGCAUCAUUUCUGUCCUGUGCCUACCCAUGCAGUGUGUGGCUUUAAUCUUUCAGAUCUUGUGCCUAAUCCAUGAGGUGCUCUCUAUUGUUUGCUCUUGGAGUCCAUAAGUAAAGGAACACAUUAAACAUGUAUUUUGUUUGUGUAAUCCAGGUAAAAUGCUAACUCUUUGGAAUCAUUUAUUUUCCGUCCAAUUUACAAAAGUACAGUUUAUAUAUUACAAGUUCUGAUAUAGUUUGUACAUGUAUAUAUUUGCAGAAUAGUAAUUGUAUAGAGAAAUGGCAAAUACACUGUAUCUAAGAUAGCAGAGAAUUAUUUUCGUUAUUUCUUUUAGAUCAUUGUAUUUUUUUAAACGCAAUGUUAACUACAAAAAAGCCGUCCAGUUUUGAUAAAUUUAGUUUUUUUAAGAACAAAUUUUAGUAUCAUGAUGAAAAUACUUCCAUUCCAAUAGAUAUGCAAUGAUGAAAUUGCAAUUGACAUUAAUAAAUAAAUGAAUAAAUGAUCUACAGCUAAACACUUCAUAAUUUAA
Messenger RNA from Patiria miniata (bat star), 2971 nucleotides. RefSeq lists its product as uncharacterized. NCBI's taxonomy places the organism in Eukaryota, Metazoa, Echinodermata, Asteroidea, Valvatida, Asterinidae. The record is from RefSeq and is a predicted model, not a curated record. The coding region runs from base 57 to 1685 and encodes 542 amino acids. Gene Ontology annotation, molecular function: GTP binding; GTPase activity. The transcript has 10 exons.